UCUAACUCGAGGGCUUGGCCACACACCCACAUCAGGUUCACGCACACACACACACACACACACACACACACAAAGCCACAGAGCCACAGAGCCACAGAAAGAUUGACAUCGCCAGCGUUAGUCACUGGAGAGGUUAGUAAUGUGGCGGCGUGUGCCUGGAGCCUGUCGUGCCGCCUGCUCUCCCGACAUCACCUGCAGCCUCCAGCCUCAUAUUCCUCCAGCAGCCGCAGAACAGCCUGCUCCUCUAUAAACACUGCAGAAGAUACAGCAGGGUCAUCACCCAGAGGGCCCAGACCAGACAGGGAACAAGAAGAAGAAGAGGAGGAGGAGGUCCAUAAAGUGCUCUGACAGAAUUUGACAGAAUUUGACAGAAUUUGACGAAAUCUGACAGAAGAUACGAAAAAACACCUGCUGCUGUUGCUGCUGCUGCUUCCAAAUACAGAAGUCAUACCUGCACAGGAGGUCAUGGCUAGUCCAGUGCGGGUCCACCCAGACAGUGCCCUGCUCCAGCCCACCCGCAGCGGCUCUGUUUUUUCAGAGAGUUCUCUGGCUCACCUGAAAAGAGAGGAGAUGGAUGUGGAGAAUCUGGAGCUGGUGGACAGUAAACCACGGCUGGACAGCUCGGAGCGAGGGCUCACGGGACUCUACCUGUCCUGCUUCGACAUGCUGUUCACCGAGGAGGCUGCCUGGCUGGUGAGGGUGGCGGAUUCCUCAGGUUCUGUCAGUGUUGGACCUCGUCUUGAACCGUGUCCAGAACCAGAGCAGUGCCCGGUCAUCGACAGCCCUGGGCUGGGAGGUGAACCGCUCUCUCCUGGCCUGGAGGACCAGGUGGAGGAGAGGUCUCUGGAGCAAGUGCAAAGUUUGGUGGUGGGAGAAGUGUUGAAGGACAUUGAGACAGCCUGCAAGCUGCUGAACAUCACACCAGAUCCAGUGGAGUGGAGUUGUGGGAAUGUGCAGAAGUGGCUGCUGUGGACGGAGCAUCUGUACCGCCUCCCUCAGGUGGGCAAAGCCUUCCAGGACCUGGAUGGGAAAGACCUCUGCGCCAUGACAGAGGAAGACUUCCGCCAGCGCUCGCCACAAUGCGGCGACACGCUGCACGCACAUCUAGACAUAUGGAAAUCAGCUGCCUGGAUGAAGGAAAGGUGUUCAGUAGGAGAGAGCAGAAUCACAGCUGGAGAGGAGCUAUGGUCAGAAGCAGACUCGUCCUGCUCCGGUCAGCCCAUCCACCUGUGGCAGUUCCUCAGAGAGCUGCUGCUGAAGCCGCACAGCUACGGACGCUGCAUCCGCUGGCUUAACAAGGAGAAAGGCAUCUUUAAAAUUGAAGACUCUGCUCAUGUAGCGCGACUCUGGGGCCUGAGGAAGAACCGACCUGCUAUGAACUAUGACAAGCUUAGUCGCUCCAUCCGACAGUACUACAAGAAGGGCAUCAUCCGCAAACCUGACGUAUCUCAGAGACUCGUCUACCAGUUCGUUCACCCAGUAUGAGUCCAGAGCUCGUACUCGAUGAGGCAAGAGGACUGACUGAUAUCUAUGCACUGACAAGCAUCCCCCAAAAAAACAGCAGGCUACACUUAUUAACCUAGCAAAAAACUGAUUUGCUAAGACGUCCUGUCAUUACAAUACUGAUAUCUGUUAUUACAAUAACUAUAAACUAAUGGUCUGGACUGAAAAAUAUGGAAAUGAUACAGUAAAAUGAAGAGAUAAUCUAAUUUUGAGAUGGUUGUAAGAAUUUAAUACACAUUUUCUUACCUUUUUGAACAUUUCAUUGAAUUAUAGGUCCUAUCUUAGGGCCAACACUCUCUAUUUUCAUGCCUUCUGCCUGCUUUGUCUUAAUAGCAACAGAGUUUAGGAAUAUAUUCACGUGCAAAGAUGUGAAAAAAUGAGGUGUGUUCAGGUAAAUUUUGUAAUUAACGUGAACCCUAAGAACAGUCAAAAGUCAGAUGUUCAUUGCUUUCUUAACAAUGCAGGCACGCAGUAGUGCACAAACCCAACUUUUAUAUCAAUAAUAAACAGAAUACUAAAUAAAAUAACAUUGCUUAUCCCACAUGAACAAGCAGGUCAUUUUCCUCUGCUAAGUAGCUGCGCCAUUAAAAUAGCAAUCCAGCAAAAUCAGAGCUCACCUGACUCUUAAAGUGAGCUUAAAGUAGCAUGCUGAUUGGUUUAUUUCACGUUAGCCCUAAAACUCAUCCAUGAUUAUUUAAAAAGAAUUAGAACAUGCCUUUUGUGCAUUUUGAGCUGAGCAAGGUGUACUUUUCCCGUUGUUAUGAUAGCAAAAAUAGCGGCUCAACUACAGAUCGCUAAAAUAGGGCCACGAUAACUUGCUCAAUUGCCAGAGUAUUCUAAAAUCAAUCAAACAAUUAAUAAAGCAACUAAUUAGUUAAGCAAUAUAUAAAGUUUUAUAAGUUGAUCUAAGCUUUAAGCAUGGGCGUGGUAGUGGGGGGAAAAGUGGACCUGACUACCCAGGGCCCGAGUAGGGAGAGGGGCCCAUGAAAAUCCUGAUUUUUUUUUUGCUCACUUUCCUUUGUUUACUGGCAUGGAUAGGGGCCCAUUAACAUAGAGGGUGUACAGGGCCCAGAAUUUGCUGCUACGCCCCUGGCUUUAAGGAAUAAUAUGUUCUCAAUAGUUCUUAACUGGGAACUAUUGGAGAGAUCUUAUUUUAGAAGACUAUUUAACGUAUAUCAAGACUUGUUUUUACAUGUUUAAGUUGUUGCAUCGUCUUAAAAUGCAGGUUAUUUCACUUACAGAAUAAGUUUAUGGAAUAAUUUCUUAAAACAUGCAAAAAAUAUGAAGAAAAAGAAUUCUUACAAAAAUCUCAAAAUUAGGUUUUGCAGUAUGUUGAUUCAAUUUGUAAUGUUUUUUUUUUUUACUUGACAGGAUUGUGUUUUUGCAGUUUAAUAAAACAAUGAAGUCCAGUUAAAUCUCCCUAAGGAUUUAGCAUUUUUCUACAGCUUAAUUCCUUAUUUUAUUUUUAUUUAUUUUAUUGUCAAGAUUUGGUUCCUGGACUUAAUAUGAUAUUGUGGUGGUAUAUACAGUAACUAGUUUAUGGGUUUAUAUGGUUUCUACAUGAUCAGAAGUUACAAAAAACAUGUCUGGGUACAUUCGCAUGGUCUGCCUGUCUUUUACAAUCUCUCUAUUCGUUCCUCAGCACUCGAGCAUUCAGAUCUGGGCUGGGUUGCAUCACUUUUGCAUAAGUUCAAACGUAGGCUAUAUAUA
Messenger RNA from Astyanax mexicanus (Mexican tetra), 3213 nucleotides. RefSeq names its product SAM pointed domain-containing Ets transcription factor. Gene Ontology annotation, biological process: cell differentiation; regulation of transcription by RNA polymerase II. The coding region runs from base 466 to 1485 and encodes 339 amino acids. Gene Ontology annotation, cellular component: nucleus. The record is from RefSeq and is a predicted model, not a curated record. The transcript has 6 exons. Lineage: Eukaryota; Metazoa; Chordata; Actinopteri; Characiformes; Acestrorhamphidae. Gene Ontology annotation, molecular function: DNA-binding transcription factor activity, RNA polymerase II-specific; sequence-specific DNA binding.